Messenger RNA from Silurus meridionalis, 7266 nucleotides. RefSeq names its product pyruvate carboxylase a (gene pcxa). Lineage: Eukaryota; Metazoa; Chordata; Actinopteri; Siluriformes; Siluridae. Gene Ontology annotation, molecular function: metal ion binding; ATP binding; pyruvate carboxylase activity. The record is from RefSeq and is a predicted model, not a curated record. Gene Ontology annotation, biological process: pyruvate metabolic process; gluconeogenesis. Gene Ontology annotation, cellular component: cytoplasm.
GCGCUUUACAGCCUGAUUCACACGAAGUUGCACGCGAUGGAACGUGUCCGUGCUGGAAACCAAUAGCGGGUGAUUUCGACUCAAUAUGGAGUAGUGGCUUCCAGAAAGUUCACAUAUUCCAGUUUUGCUUUUGGAUCCCUUUCAAGACUGGCAAUUUUUUUUUAAUAAUUAAAGGCAUCAUUGUGCAGUGCCAUAAUUAUAAUAAGCGUUCACGAGCACGCUUCAUAUAUCGUGAUAGUCGAGUUGCAUUGAGAGCACUGCAUUAUUUUUUUUUUUGCUUUGGCGUACGCAGGGUUUGAUAUUCACAGAAAGUUACGUCGGAUCUGGGCUUUACAGGUCUACCUUUUCUUUUGAGACUCGUGAUCGGUUUCCUGGCACAUAGUUUUCCUUGGUGCAGAAACAUAAGAUGUUGCUGAAAUUGGGAGGGAUGCGGGCCGCUCUGGGUGUGAUGGCGGUGCGCAGAGCCUGCUGUCUAUCCCGCUCGGCUCAUACCUCAUCGCAGACUCUGGAGUACAAGCCUAUUAAAAAGGUCAUGGUGGCCAACAGAGGAGAGAUCGCGAUCCGCGUGUUCCGGGCGUGCACAGAGCUCGGCAUUCGGACUGUGGCUGUGUACUCUGAGCAGGACACGGGCCAGAUGCACAGGCAGAAGGCAGACGAGGCCUACAUCAUAGGAAAGGGUCUGCCACCUGUCGCUGCUUAUCUCCACAUCCCCGACAUCAUCAAAGUGGCCAAGGAGAAUGACGUGGACGCUAUUCACCCAGGCUACGGCUUUCUGUCAGAGAGGGCUGAUUUUGCUCAGGCUUGUGCUGACGCCGGUGUGCGCUUUAUAGGCCCGGCUCCUGAUGUCGUCCGUAAAAUGGGUGACAAGGUGGAAGCUCGUGCCAUUGCGAUCCGUGCUGGUGUGCCGGUGGUCCCUGGAACAGAUGCUCCUAUCGUGUCCUUGCAGGACGCCCAGGAGUUCUCCAACACGUACGGCUUCCCGAUCAUCUUUAAAGCGGCGUACGGUGGCGGGGGCCGCGGCAUGCGGGUGGUGCGGGAAUACGAGGAGCUGGAAGAAAACUACCAGCGGGCCUACUCUGAAGCCCUGGCAGCCUUUGGCAAUGGAGCCCUGUUUGUGGAGAAAUUCAUUGAGAAGCCAAGGCACAUUGAAGUGCAAAUUCUGGGCGAUAAAUACGGGAACGUGAUUCACCUGUAUGAGAGGGACUGCUCUAUCCAGAGGAGACACCAGAAGGUGGUGGAGAUCGCUCCAGCCUCACAGUUAGACCCCCACCUCCGAGACAGACUGACCGCAGACUCUGUCAACUUGGCCAAACAGGUCGGGUACGAGAACGCCGGCACGGUUGAGUUCCUGGUGGACAAGAACGGAAAGCACUACUUCAUCGAGGUGAACUCUCGUCUCCAAGUGGAGCACACGGUUACCGAGGAGAUCACUGAUGUGGAUUUGGUCCAUGCUCAGCUGCAUGUGUGUGAAGGCCGCAGCCUGCCCGAGCUGGGACUGAAGCAGGAUAAAAUCAAGAUCAAUGGCUGUGCCAUCCAGUGCCGUGUGACCACCGAGGACCCUGCGCGAGGCUUCCAGCCCGACACAGGGAGGCUAGAGGUUUUCCGCAGUGGUGAAGGCAUGGGCAUUCGUCUAGACAGCGCCUCUGCCUUCCAGGGUGCUGUGAUAUCCCCACACUACGAUUCUCUCCUAGUUAAAGUCAUUGCCAGCGGUAAGGACCUUCCUGCCGCCUCUGCCAAAAUGAGCCGGGCCCUGGCAGAGUUCCGCGUACGUGGGGUCAAGACAAAUAUCCCUUUCCUCCAGAACGUCUUGAGCAACGACCAGUUCCUUUAUGGCACCGUGGACACGCAGUUCAUCGACGAGAACCAGGACCUUUUCAACCUCAAACCUGUUCAGAACCGAGCCCAGAAACUUCUACAUUAUCUUGGUCAUGUCAUGGUGAAUGGCCCAACGACUCCCAUUCCUGUAAAGGCUAAGCCUUCAUCCAUUGAUCCAGUCGUCCCAUCGGUGUCUCUAGGACCACCGCCAAUGGGUUUCAGAGAUGUGUUGCUGAAAGAAGGCCCCGAAGGCUUUGCCAAGGCAGUGCGUGACCACAAGGGUCUGCUGUUGAUGGACACGACCUUCAGAGAUGCCCACCAGUCUCUCCUGGCCACUCGGGUGCGCACUCAUGAUCUCAAAAAGGUCGCACCUUUCGUGGCUCACAACUUCAGCAACCUCUUCAGCGUGGAAAACUGGGGAGGUGCUACUUUUGAUGUCGCAAUGCGCUUUUUAUGCGAGUGUCCGUGGAAGCGCUUGCAAGAGCUGAGGUCUCUGAUCCCCAAUGUGCCUUUCCAGAUGCUUCUGAGAGGAGCCAAUGCUGUUGGAUAUACAAACUACCCAGACAAUGCAGUCUACAAGUUCUGCGAGGUGGCCAAGGAAAACGGCAUGGACAUCUUCCGUGUCUUUGACUCUCUGAACUACCUGCCCAACAUGCUGCUGGGAAUGGAGGCAGCUGGAGCAGCGGGAGGGGUGGUAGAAGCAGCCAUCUCGUACACGGGUGACGUCUCUGACCCCAUGCGGCAGAAAUACUCCCUGGAUUACUAUGUGAAGCUGGCUGACGAGCUCGUGAAGGCUGGCACACACAUACUUUGCAUCAAGGACAUGGCUGGGUUGCUGAAACCAGAAGCUAGCCGCUUGCUGAUCGGAGCCCUGAGGGAUCGUUUUCCUGACAUGCCCAUUCACGUGCACACUCAUGACACGGCCGGUGCCGGCGUGGCCGCCAUGUUGGCGUGUGCUGAAGCCGGAGCGGACAUCGUGGACGUCGCAGUGGACUCCAUGGCUGGCAUGACCUCCCAGCCCAGCAUGGGUGCCAUCGUCGCCUGCACCAAGGGCAACAAACACAACACAGGCAUAUCUCUGGAUAAGGUCUUUGACUACAGUGAGUACUGGGAAGUGGCCCGUGGUCUGUACGCUCCGUUUGACUGCACAGCCACCAUGAAAUCAGGGAACGCCGACGUCUACGAGAACGAGAUCCCGGGAGGCCAGUAUACCAACCUGCACUUUCAGGCUCACAGCAUGGGCCUGGGCAAUAAGUUUAAGGAGGUGAAGAAAGCCUAUGUGGAGGCCAACAAACUGCUGGGAGACCUCAUCAAAGUGACCCCCUCUUCGAAGAUCGUGGGUGACCUAGCACAGUUCAUGGUGCAGAACUCCCUGACGCGGGCCGAGGUAGAAGAGCGGGCCGACGAGCUCUCCUUCCCUCUUUCGGUGGUGGAGUUCUUGCAGGGACACAUCGGCAUUCCCCAUGGAGGCUUCCCUGAGCCAUUCAGGUCCAAGGUGUUGAAAACGUUGCCUCGUGUGGAGGGCCGUCCAGGUGCUUCCCUCCCUCCAAUGGACUUCAAGAGUUUGGAGAAGCAGCUGCGCGAGACCCAUGGCGAUGACAUCACUCCAGAGGACGUGAUGUCAGCCGCUAUGUACCCCAAAGUUUUCCAGGAGUUUAAGGAGUUUACCACCACCUUCGGACUCGACUGCCUCAACACUCGCCUCUUCCUGGACGGGCCAAAGAUCGCAGAGGAGUUUGAGGUGGAGCUGGAGCGAGGAAAAACUCUCCAUAUUAAAGCUCUGGCACUGGGGGAUCUGAAUAAGGCCGGUCAGAGAGAGGUCUUCUUCGAGCUCAAUGGUCAGCUGAGAUCGGUGCUGGUCAAAGACACCGUGGCCUUGAAGGAGAUGCACUUCCACCCCAAGGCUCUGAAGGACGUCCGGGGCCAGGUUGGAGCUCCCAUGCCAGGCAAAGUGGUCGAGGUCAAGGUCAAGGAGGGCCAAAAGGUGGAGAAAGGCCAGCCUCUGUGCGUCCUCAGUGCCAUGAAGAUGGAGACGGUGGUGAACUCGCCGCUUUCCGGCACUGUCGCAAAAGUUUACGUCAAAGUCGACAGCAACCUGGAGGGUGAUGACCUCAUUCUGGAGAUCAGCGAGUAAACCGAGCAAAGUCACCAAAACAUAUCCAGGGCACAGCUUGGAAAUUGUAUGGGGUUUUACACAAACACAGCCACAUAUACAUAUACACAAACAUAUACAUAUAUACAUGCACACACACAAAACGAAAGCACGCACACAUUUUAAAGCAGAUGUAUGCACAGAUUUUGGAACUGACAGAGGUUCAUUACUUAGUCUUAAACGAUCCUCCACAUAGUUAUUAUUGAAUGUAACUGGAAACGAGUGUUUGUGCUCUGGGUGCGGAAGAAUUCUUGUUUUUGUGUCAUCUGAAUCUAUUUUACAUAAUCACCUGUCAUGUUUAAUCACCAGAGCUAAUGAUCCAUGAGCUGGAAACUAGUGUUACAUUAACAUUGAGUGUCUGUGUUAAUGUGGAUGUCAUUAGAUCUUAGAAACGUGUAGAAAUUGGAUUGUGGCAGUAAGGAGAUGUUUAAUUAUGGAGGGAAAAAAGUAUCGAGCAAUAAAUGAAAAGAGUACAAUUAUGAAAUUACGCCUCUCACAGAAACAAUUUGAAAAACUAUUAAACGAGUAUCGGAUUUCUUGUAGCAUAACCUUUUGGAUGUUGCCUUUAAAUCAUGCGGAAACCAAAAGAAAAAAAAAGAACGUGACCAUGUAACUUCUGCACCUUUUUUUUUUCCUUUUUUUUUUGCAUUCUGCCUUUGAGAGAUCACUGUUGAGACUUGUUAUUGUUCGUGUAACGCCAUUUCGGACAUCGACUAAAUAUCCGUUUCAAAAGUGAAAUAAUAGUGUCAUGCCGAAUGUGAUGUAUCGCCUUGUUAGCACCGAAAGCCUGGGAGCUCUGCUGUGGUUUACCCACAAUGCAUUAGUCAGAGUUAAAGACUUGACUGGCUAGCCUCUGAUGCAUUCUUGGCUGAGUUUCAGUUAUUCACAAUGAACACUGACGAUGAGAUGAGGUCCCGUGAUACCCUAGAGCCCUCGGCGCUCAUGAAGAAUGCAGAGUUAGCAAGAACCUCGUUCCUUGACGCUGAUCUCAAAUUAUUGUUCCAAUUUGCCCCUGAAUGAGAAUAUCACACCAGUCCUGUUACAUUCCUCCUGGGACCAGGAGCACCAUGUUUUGGCCUGCAGAUCUGCAAUCGCUGGCAUUCUUUUUUUUUUUUUUUUUUCUCCUGUUGCUACAGCAAUACAGUACUACAGCACUGCCACUGGAGGUUUCUCAUUUGAAGUGUUAUCUUUUGUAGCUGGAAAUCGAAUGUGAGGUUCGUAAAAGAGCCGUCCAUGGAGAGCACUCAACAACCGAGCGUUCGUACACUUGAAUAGUGCCGAAUCGGUAAUCCAUUAGGCAACACCUGGAGUGCCUCAGCUUGGGCUGUGGAGUACCUUUAAAUUAGGGGCCGACGUUUGAUCGGUAUUGCUGUCUUUUAACCUCCUAACAUUAACAUCUCCACGCUGUUCAAGAGGUCUGCUGAAGCCAUAGUGUAACCAUGCUAAUUUUAGUCGGAAUCACUUGCUACAACUGGAAAUUGAUGUUGUUGAAGAAAGGGCUUCACCCUGUCGUACGCUAGUUUAAAAAAAAAAAAAAAAAAAAAAAAAGGUCAAGAAAUGUUCACCCGUAUGGUCCCACUAGAGUAUCUGCAAAGCCUGUUUAGGGCUUACAAAGAAGAAUUUUCAACACCAUUUCCCCUGUGCUGAGAAAUCCACAGUCUAAAAUCUAAAUGCAUUUCUAUCGCACAAUUUCACGAGUACAAAAAGAACAACCAUUACACCAGCAAUAAAGGUGCACUUAUAAGACAUGGGUCAGGGAAGUCAUAGCAAAGCUGUUUGCAUGUGGAUUUGUAUACAGUUGGACAACACAGCAGGAAGAUCAUCAUUUGUGGUAUCUGUAAGCAGUCUCUUGGAAAUAAGAAUGGAAACUAUUCUAGAAAUUCGUUAUAGAAACAAAACCAUUAAAAAACUAAGUCCACUUGUUUUACUAAACUUAUUACAGCAGUAGGAAAUUGUAUACAGUUAUUUUGGCGAAAUGGUGGCAUAGCAGGUUCCAGGGUCACAGUUCCACAUUUUCUCUACAUUUUCUCUACAUGCUCUCUACAUGGGUUUACUCUGGGUUCACUGGUUUCCUCCUAACAUCUCCAAAUCUCUCAAAAUCAUGACAUUAAAUAGUUUGGCUGCACUAAAUUGUCUUCAGGUGUGCAUUUAUGCGAGUUCCUGGUAUUCCAUAACAAAGUGUAUUUCCAUGGAUAGACCCUAGAUUUACCGUGGACCCCAUACUUACUUAAAUUACACAUACUGUUAUUAAUUCUUUAAAAAUGAUUAACUGCCCCAACAGCGACCCUUAGACUCCCAUGGGUCAAACUCUGUGGAAAAUACAGACAAAACAUUUUGCGUUUGUUACUGUGUUGAGUAAACAUUCACUUUAGAACAAAACCUGUACACCUGCUCUCAUUCAUGCAACUCUCCAGUUGCCGUCUCUCGGCUCUUCAUCUGUCCAAUUCCGGGCAUAACCUCAAGAUUCCUGUUCUUUGCUGACAGGCAUAAAAAUAAAAAAAUGAAAUGAAAAUUGUGUAUUUUGAGAUGCUUUUCUGCUCAUCGUGUUUGUGCAGUUAUUUGAGUUACCGUGGACUUCCUGUCCGACCAGUCAUAGAAGCGCUUUGCAUUUGAUGCACUGCUGUCACAUGAUCGGCUGAUUGGUUAAUGGUUGCAUGAAUGGAGGAAGUUUAAGGUCAGGUAUGUGGUAGAUAAAGAUUGGGGUGAACAUUUUAUAUCUAUAACAAUUUCAGCAGUAAAACUGACAUACUAACAAUAAUGUUAUACAUAAAUAUACACACCUGAAUGUGUUCAAUGAUAUUCCUGAGGUGAAAUGCUAAGGGUGAAAUGAUAUUCCUGAGGUGAAAAAAUGCUACUUUAUACAUUAGAGAAAAUCUUGACUGCUCUAACAGAUGUUUUUAUGAAUAGGGUUUAUGCGGCCAAAAGAACUAUUAUGUUUUAGGCAAUCUAUAAAGAGUUACUGAACAAAUAAUGUUUACUUACUGGUAAAUGAGGGUUUUUAUUGUAACAUAUAAAAACAUGUUACUAAAUUCUUGCACUUGUUUCAAAUAGAAAUUCAGCUUGCUAAAUUAUAGAUAUGUCAGCAAUUAUAAUCAGGAUCACGCUCUAGGGGAGUGGAACUAAUCGUACAGGCUUGUUGGGAAUGAUCAAUUUAAUAGUGUUUGUUGUCUUGAUGUGCAUCUCUUUCCCUUCCAUUUGUUAUGUUAAUGAAUUGUAAGAGUUUAUGCAAAUUCUAGUUUACCACAACCUUUUGAUCUAUGUAGAAGGAAAAAAAAACAUAAAAUAAAAAUUAUAACAGA